Messenger RNA from Torulaspora globosa, 1953 nucleotides. It is a transcript of the gene ARK1, whose product is annotated as serine/threonine protein kinase ARK1. Gene Ontology annotation, cellular component: cytoplasm. Lineage: Eukaryota; Fungi; Ascomycota; Saccharomycetes; Saccharomycetales; Saccharomycetaceae. Bases 1 to 1953 code for a protein of 650 amino acids. Gene Ontology annotation, molecular function: protein serine/threonine kinase activity; ATP binding. The record is from RefSeq and is a predicted model, not a curated record. Gene Ontology annotation, biological process: actin filament organization; actin cortical patch assembly; protein autophosphorylation. The transcript has a single exon.
AUGAACCGCCCUGAUAUAGGUACGUAUAGUCCCGGAGUUGUGCUAACGGUUGGAUCGCAUUAUGCCAAAGUGCUGAAGUAUCUUACUAGUGGAGGCUUCGCUCAAGUUUACACUGCAGAGAUACAACCGGCAGAUUCGUUUGCGCAAUCUAAUAUUGCAUGCCUGAAGAGAGUGAUUGUACCCGAUAAAUCGAGUUUGAACACUUUAAGAGCUGAAGUGGAUGCUAUGAAGCUUUUAAAGAAUCACAAACAUGUGGUUUCGUAUAUCGAUUCGCACGCAGCCAAGUCUUCAUUUCAAGAUGGGAGUUACGAAGUGUUGCUCCUGAUGGAAUAUUGUGCUGGUGGUGGCCUGAUAGAUUUUAUGAAUACUAGAUUACAAAAUCGGCUACAGGAAUUCGAGAUUCUGAGCAUUAUGAGUCAAGUGACCCAGGGGAUAGCCGCAAUGCAUGCGUUAGUACCGCCUUUGAUCCAUCGUGAUAUCAAAAUCGAGAAUGUGCUAAUAUCGCAUAAUGGGGACUAUAAGGUUUGCGAUUUUGGGUCGGUAUGUGGGGCUAUUAGGCCUCCAAAGAACCCGCAGGAGUUCGCAUUUGUUCAGCAUGACGUUCUUAAGAACACCACGGCACAGUACCGGGCACCUGAGAUGAUCGAUCUGUAUCGUGGAGAUCCAAUUGAUGAGAAAUCAGAUAUAUGGGCAUUGGGAGUGUUUUUAUACAAGUUAUGUUAUUACACAACACCAUUUGAGAAAGGCGGUGAGUUGGCCAUUUUGCAUUCGAGAUAUCAAUUUCCCGCUCAUCCGAUAUACAGCGACCGCCUAAAGAAUCUGAUUCGCAUGAUGUUAAUGGUGGAACCUAGUCAAAGGCCUAACGUAUGCCAGACUCUCGAGGAGGUGUCCCGAAUGCAAGGUGUACAGUGUCCAAUCAAAAAUUUCUACCUAAUACGUGCAAUGCAGCAGCAUGCUGAUCAAAAGCAGUUGCAUUACAGUAAGACACAGCCGGUUUUGAACGUCCCGAUCAUGAACCAGCCAAUGAUGAAUCAAUCCCUUGGCAGCAAUUUACAGGCGGCGAUCCCGGUCAGUACCCAUCUCACUAUUUCGAAAUCCGGGCCUCAGCUUUCCAACAGACCGAACAGCACUGCUGGUACAGGCGUUGGAAUGGCAUUACUUCAGCCGGACGUGCGUCCUCUGAGCCAGAAAUCUGGCGAAACUUAUGGCAUCCUAACGCGGGCUUCGAAGAAGCCACCCGUUAGCUCACCUGAUGUUUUCCCAUCCGGGAGAGGAGACGUCAAUAAAAUAGUGAGCGCCAAUGUGACGUCUUUCGACCGGCCAGUCUAUGUCGAUUCUGUGACUCAAACUACAGAGCCAGAGACCGGUGUCAUAACAUCUGCCGUGUCAACCAACUCGCAACAAAAGAAGAUCUUUCCUAGUAGCAGUGGACCUGCUGCCACCAAGCCAUUGAGCUCAAGUUCUAAAAAGACGCUAAAAGAAGAGCAGGACCACAUAUCUUCUAGAAGCAGGAGCGGAGGUUCUGUGUCCACUGGUACUGAAUUUACCUCACGAGCAGGGAAUUUCGCUCCCCAGAUGUCGCAGGCCUCCAUGGGAAACAGAGAAGUGAAAGAAUCCAUCCAAAAGAGGGUCCAUGACCUGUUGACUUCAUCAGAAGACCUGCCCGCGUCAAAAGUGGAGCAUGAUCAAACGAAGCAAGAAGCUCGUUGUAAUGAUGACAGACAUAUAAGGCACAAUGCUAACGGAGAUUCCGACAAAGGCGCACGUAAAACCAAAGAGAGACCCCGUCCCCCUCCAAAACCGGCUCACCUGAGAUUAAGCCAAUCUACAAAACCAACACAAUUUAUGGCAAAGCGCAUCACUCGUGCGGGAUCUAUAAAAGAGGAACGUGAAAAUUCAAUCAUCGAUGGAAAAGCGGAUAACUUCAGAAAAAAGGUUUCAGGUGUUCUGUGA